UGUGGGAAGCGUUUCAUUGGCAGUUUCCAGACGGAGCCACGCCCUCGGCAGAUGAUUGGUGGGUAGCUCGCUGGAUGGGCGGGGCCUGGUUUAAACUGCGCUCCCGCCCUGAACCCUGGCGUCAAAUUUCGAACGAAGUUCCUCCGGAGGAGCACCUUCAACGAGCCGCUCCGCUUCAAUUUGAGAGCCGCGAGGCGCAGGCUGACCCCCCCCGCGGCGGUACCGGCGCCAUGGCGGAGCUCAACUAUUCUGUCACCACCGAGAAGCGGCAGAACCGGCAGAGCACGCAGAAGAAGACCUCUGGGAGCCAGGUGAUUCUAGAGAAGGUUCUGGGCAUCACCACAGUCAGCAGCAGUGGACUGACCUCUGACCCCAACACCGGCCUCAUCGCAUACCCAGCAGGGAGUGUGGUGGUCCUGCUGCACCCCUUAAGGAACCAGCAGAACCACAUCCUGAACUGGUCCAAGAAGCUGUUCACCGCUGUGGCCUUCUCUCAUGACGGAAAGCACCUCGCCACUGGAGAGAGCGGGCACAGGCCCUGUGUGCGGGUGUGGGAGGUGGGGGGCUCUCAGGUGGCUGAGGUCCAGUCCCACAAACACAGAGUUUCCUGCGUGGCGUUCUCCUCCAACAGCGGCUACAUCGUCUCCGUGGGUUACCAGCACGACAUGACGGUCAGCGUGUGGGACUGGAGGAAAGGCUCCAUCGUGGCCUCCAACAAGGUCUCCAGCGGGGUUCUGUCCGUCUCUUUUUCUCAGGACAGCAGCUACUUCGUCACGGCGGGAAACCGCCACGUGAAGUUCUGGUACCUGGACGCCUCCAGGGAACAGCGGGUCUACGGCACGGUGCCCCUGAUUGGACGAUCGGGGCUGCUGAACGACCACAAGACCAGGGUGUUCUGUGGGGUCGCAUGUGGGCGGGGCCUCAUGGCGUCCAACACCUACUGUGUCACCAGCAGCGGCCUUCUGUGCCUGUUCAACCGCGUGCGGUACCUGGAAGCGUGGGUGGAUCUGAAGACAUCUUCUGCUAGCUGCCUGACGGUCAGUGAGGACUUUAUCUUUUGCGGCUGCGCAGACGGUGUGAUUCGAGUGUUCAGUCCUGACCGUCUGCAGUACUUGACCACGCUGCAGCGGCCACAUCUCCUGGGGGCGGAGCAAGGCCUGCAAGCAUCCGUGUCGGACGCUCUGUACCCACCCACGCUGGCCCUGACCCUCGACCCCUGCAACCAGUUGCUGACCUGCGUGUACGGCGACCACAGCAUCUACGUGUGGGACGUGCACGACGUGCACAGCGUGGAGAAGAUCUACUGGGCGCGGUACCACAGCAGCAGCGUGUGGAGCCUGGAGGUGUAUCCGGAGCGGCCGUAUCCGUCCCACGCUCCUCUGCCGGCGUCCUCCUUCCUCAGCUGUUCCUCAGAUAACACGGUCCGGUUCUGGAACGCCGCGUCCCACAGGAACCUCUGUGGCGAUGACCUGCUGAGGAUCCUGAACCUGGGAGCUGCGCAGCAGGGGGAGGCGGUGGACGGGAAGCCGGGAGUCAGAGUUCUGGCCGUCAGUCCAGACGGGCAGCACCUGGCCGUAGGGGACCGCUCUGGAGACCUGCGGGUCUUUGGGCUGCAGUUUCUGGAUCAGCUGGUUAAGAUUGAAGCCCACGACUUGGAGGUUCUGUGUCUGGAAUACUCACCUGCUUCCACAGGUGUGAGGCUGCUGGCGUCGGCCGGCCGGGACCGCCUCAUCCACGUCUUUGACCCGGACCGGAACUACAGCCUGCUGCAGACUCUGAACGACCACUCCGCCUCCAUCUCCGCCGUUAGGUUCACAGGUGAGAGUCCGGAGGUCCACCUGGUGACCUGCAGCGUCGACAAGAGCAUCAACUUCCAGACAGCCGAGCAGACGGCAGACGGUCCGGGGUUUUCCAGGCGCCACUGUGUUGUGGAGAAGACCUCGCUGUACGACAUGGACUGCAGCAGAACCCAGGCGGUGGUGGCCUGCCAGGACCGGAACAUCAGGGUCUACGGCGUGGACAGCGGGAAGUUGCAGAGGUGCCUGAAGGGCUCGACCAGCGACAGAGGCGCCCUGCUGAAGGUCCGAAUGGAUCCGUCCGGGUCGUUCUUUGCCACCAGCUGCUCCAACAAAAACAUUGAGGUUUUCGACUACGAGACGGGAGAAUGCGUGGCCUCGCUGUUUGGUCACUCAGAGGCGGUCACAUGCCUGAGGUUCAGCUGGGACUGCACACGCCUGGUGUCUGCGUCGGCCGACAGCUGCAUCUUCGUGUGGAAGCUGGACGGUCACAUGACCGGCAACAUGAGGAAGAUUCUCAGGCCCGCCCACCAACAGCCCGGCAUCAGGAGGGAGACCUUCAUCAUGGCCCCCUGUUUGCUGCCCCAAACGGAGGAAGAGGAGGAGGAUGAAGCUGAGCCCCAGACCCCGAUUAGACUGGACACGCCUGACGAACCUUUUCUGCUGCAGAGCAACGGGAAGAUGCCGCUGUGGUUCAGGAAGCUGCAAGCUCAGGGCAGGACCCCCUCUGUCAACCAAUCAGAGGCGGAGCCUUACCGGCCUCAGGGCCGAUGGGCGAACUCCCUCGUCACCUGCUACACGUUUUCCCCAAACACCAUCAGAAACAACCAGGAGGAAGAGGAGGAAGACCUUCGCCAUCAGAGCCUGGAGCAUCUGCUGGGACACGAGGAAGAGGAGGAGCCAGAGACGGUGGUGGAGCUCAGCAGCACCUUCACGGUUCUCGGCGACGGCACCUGUACAGGCGUGGAUGGACGCUUCAGCAUAGACGACGCCGCUAUUGGACAGGGGGCGGAGCCUGUAUGGAGCACCCAGCUGAGCCCGGACUCGGCGUGCUCCGAAGGCUCCGUAGGAAGUCUGGAUCAGCAGCAGGACUCAGACACGGACUCGAUGAGUCAGAGCAGCUCUGCAGGCAGCCUGAGUGCUGAGGAUGAAGAGGACAGGAACCCGUCCAGCCUGAGUGAAGAGAGGUUCGACACGGACCUGAGGAGCUUGCAGCCCCCAGGAGAAAAGCCCUUCCUGAAUCCCCGCCUCAGCAUCUCCACGCGCUUCCUGUCCCGCUUCCAGGACAGAGUCAGGGCGUGGCCGGCCCGUUGCAGGCCGUGGCCGGCCCGAGCUCCGCCCUCCAUCCCAGAUGGGGUAGCUGAAGAAAGCCUGGGCAGCUCCACGUCGGUGAAGUCCGACAGGAGCGGCGCCGGGUCGGCCGUCUGGACCCGGACAGGACGCUGCAGACCGGUUGAGGGUAGAACCGCUGUGCUCCAGACAGAUAAGACCUCACACAACGUCAGGACGUCCUCUCUGGAUCCAGCAGGUGAAGCCCCCCCUGUGGACCUGGAGCCCAGGCUCCACCUGGAUGCCCCCCCACAGACCGGGAACCAGCAGAACCUCACCGUCGUCUCAACGGCCCCCCAGCCCAACAGUGAGGCCCCCCAGGUCCAGAGCAGCAGCCUGCAGGUGGAGGCCACGCCCCCUCAGGUGCCAUCCCAGGACAGGGAUCGUAUGGGGAGCGCCGGCAGCCUUGAAGAAACUCUGACCCAUACAUUCAUCCAGAGCCCUGCACUUUUGGCCCCGCCCACCACUUGCACUGAGAGCAGAGUGCCACCUGAUCCAGGUGACCCGGUUCUUCCUGGGAACACAGACUCGGACGUGUCGGCAGAUCAUUUCCUGCUGGUCCCGCCCUCCUGCACCUCCUCACCGUUCUCAGAAAUGCCCCGCCCCCAUGAAGCAAACACCUGUCAGAUGGGGGCCUCCAUGCAAGGCGCGCUUCUAUCUCCGCCUACAAACCACAACCGGGAGGCCUGCAGGCAGCAGUGUCACCACGCCGCCGCCCACCUGCAGCAGGCCGCCGCCCACCUGCAACGGGUGGUGCACCUGUACCAGCAGCUCGGGUCCUCGCAGCACGGCGCCCUGCAGGAGGCGCUGUCCAUCGUUCAGGCACACCUGCACAGCAGCGCCCCCUCUGUUCUGCUGCAGGAUAGCGGCACGUCGCGCCCUCUGGGGAAACGCUGAGCUGCAGGGCCGGACGACCCGGAAGGAACUGGAGCAAUUAAGAACCAGAACCGCUGGUAACAGAAGAUAAAGUGGACCUUCUUUCCCACAAGCCUCAGCGGUUCUGACCGCCGUCUUUUGUAGUGUUUGUGUAGUUGCUGCUAAUAAAGUUUUUGUUUUUAGGA
This is a messenger RNA of Oryzias latipes (Japanese medaka), 4186 nucleotides long. It is a transcript of the gene wdr62, whose product is annotated as WD repeat domain 62. Gene Ontology annotation, cellular component: mitotic spindle. Gene Ontology annotation, biological process: centriole replication. Lineage: Eukaryota; Metazoa; Chordata; Actinopteri; Beloniformes; Adrianichthyidae. Gene Ontology annotation, molecular function: protein binding. The record is from RefSeq and is a predicted model, not a curated record.